Messenger RNA from Xyrichtys novacula (pearly razorfish), 42344 nucleotides. The record is from the annotation of a GenBank genome assembly. NCBI's taxonomy places the organism in Eukaryota, Metazoa, Chordata, Actinopteri, Labriformes, Labridae.
CUCCCCCAUCUGGCGGAUCCUCUCAGCGGUCCAUCUACCGGCGGCUCCACGAAGGAAGACCCUGCGGAUGAGGACAAUGAUUACUCCGUAAAAUAUUCCAAGCCGGAUUAAAAUCGUCUCGGUAUGUAAAUCUAGACUUCCACUCGUCGUUUCUUUUCCCUCCCAUCAGUCGCUUUGUAUGAAUAAAGUCGCUCAUUCUAAUACUGCUGAGCCGGUACAUCCUCUAACGGCUGGAAAAGCAGGUUGUUUCAGGCAGUGCUGGUGUUACUGGGACUAAACCAGUAUCUGCAGCAUUUAAAGUUCAUUUUUACACUCAUUUAAGUUGAUAUAUAAUAAUUACUUGUUUGAAUCAAAUUUGCAGUUCAAAGCAGAGAUGCUGGGGAUCUUAGUUGGAUUAAACCUGUUUUCCUGUUAACAUGAUUCUCGUGUUGAAUAUAUGUAAGUCAGAGUUCUUUCCUGACUUAGAAUUUGACAUAGGGAACUGAUUUCAGCAGAAUUUGUUGAAGUUUGAUUUGCAGAAACGUCGUGUGUAAAAGCAGCAGCAGAGGGUAGGGGGUGUCUGAGGUUCAAAUCUUGUCUCUGGGGAAGACUGCGUUUCCUCCAAAGCAGCACAUUUCUCUGAUUUAUCAUUGGAAGAGCAGCUGGUGGUGGAUCCAGGCUGCUGUGAGGUGCUGACCCCCAUCUGAUCACACACACACACACACACACACACACGCACACACACACUCACGCAGAGCUCUGUCCACGGUUCUGAACUCUGGCUGACACACUGUUACACACACUACAACAGGCUUCUGCAAACCCUGCAUUUGUAAUGUAAAACUGCUGCUCAGAGAUAUUUAAUCAAACAGGGUAUGAAGCACGUGUUUAAUACAUGCCUGCAGUUAAUUUAUUCAAAUAACACUGCGUUCUUACUCACGUCUUAAAGGGCCAUCCCGCUUUUUUUUUUUCUUCAUGCAUGAAUUCCAGUUUCAGUUCCAGUUUUGCUUCGGAUUGAUUUUCUUUCAAACCACAUGAUAACAGCCCCAAAUCUUCCCAUUAUGUACAGAAAAAGUAUAAUUAAAUCUCACUGGACAUGAGGUCAGGGGUUGGCAGCCACUGCUGCUUUACACCUGAACAUUUUCGAUCCUAUUCAGAUGAAUUGAACGCUUGAUUUUUGAUAUAUUUCUUACAUCCAUUGUAUUAAAGCUGGAGGUUGUAAGCGUGACUAGGUUAACUCUAUGACACUGAGCACGUGCUUUUAGUUGUCAACUUACAAAAGCUAUACUGACUUUAAAAAAAAAUUUUUUUAUCAACAAGAAUGAGAAAAAUCCAACUUCUUGGCUCAAACAAAGAAAUAAUUUUUAUCCAGUUUCAGAGGAUCUAUCUCAUCAAUCUGCAAAGCUCCAACAAACACAGCUCUGUUGUAAUGAGGAUCAUCUUGUGGUAAGGAUGCCUGGCCCAGGUUCACACUUGAAAGAAUGGAAGGUCCACACGAAUGGUCAGUUUGACAAACUUUAGUGGUUGCAGAUCUGGGUUAGAGCUUCAUCAUGCUACAAGUGUAACAAAGACUAUUAUGGUCUGAGACUGUUCAAGUAUUUAUAGUCGUCCACAUUUCCAAACAUUCUGCUGGCAUUUAGUUGACCCUAAGAAAGUCCAUGUAAGGUAAGAAUAGAGGAGAACAUAUUUUAAGGAGCCUUAGGUGAACAUAUGGAGAGUCCAUAGAGGGAAAUACCAUGGCAGAACAUGAUGUCAAAAAUGUGCACAAGGUUUUUGGUUGAGGACGGUUGUCGGAGGCCCCCAGCUCCAGCAAUCUAACACCAGCGUAUCCAUGGUAUUUGAGUUGCAUGUCUCCACCACUCUAAAGGCUGAUGGGAUUGGCUAAAGAAAGUUCUCCUAACAUCUGGGUUCAAAGAACAUGCAGUAACUAACAAAUUAACUGUUUUCAAUUUUGGAAUAAAGAAUUUCAAUCAAUUUUCUUUCCCAUAUUAGUUUAUGCAACAGCAGACAGACUGUUAUAAAGCCUCAAACAUGUCGUCCAUUUAGUCUGGAGAAUUAAUUGCAUGCUGAAGUAUGUCAUCUAAAUUGUAUCAUUAGUAUUUCAGAGAAAUGUCUCAUGGCUGCUGGUCAUUCAGAGAGAGAGAGAGGCUGGAGUCACAUGAGAAUUGAAUUGGAGUGAGUCUCUAAUUGGAUUACUUCAUGUGACAAAUGAGGGACAGUCAUUUGAUUUGCAGCGCCGGGUUCAACUCCUCCCUGUUUCUGGAGCAGCAGAAGCAGAUGAGCCGGGGUUGCUAAUGUAAUUAAUUACACUAAAGCCCCGACCCCUUUUGAUUCUGUUUCUGUGUAAAUGGAUGGAACCGUGGUAUUCCCACUGGGCUUUGGAAACCAUUGUGUUUUUCCAUUUGCUCGUACAAGCUUUGCAUGUCGCAUGAAGCUCAGCCUGUCAGUAGAAGAUUGAAAGCAAUUAAAGUACUAACUAUUUUCUAUUAGUCCCCUUUGUAACCAAAAAUACAGCCCCCAACGUCUUUUGGGCUUUUGGAUUAAUUCAAUUAAACUUCUCAUUUCCUCUGAGAACAACCACAGCGCUAAAUAAGAUGCUUUCUAGUCAAAUCCUUCCCGUUUACACGACCUCUUUGCUGCUGAAUGAGCAGAUUUUUAUAGAUGUGUAAUAUUCACUUGGAAAGGAGGAUAGUUUUCUAUUGUUGUUGAUCAAUCUGUGCUACAGUUUCUCGAGGUUUUGAUGUUUACUCAGUCAAACGUCCGUGAUCACCUGAGCCAAAGUCCUGGAUCUUUCAUCUUCUGUCAUCUCCACCCAGUUGAUGUGAGAAGAAUGAGAGAGUUUGACCGUGAUGGAGGUUUACAGAGGUGAGAAAGAGUCAUGGUCAGAGUAGAGCGACUGUGCAGCAGACAGAAAUGAGAUAACAGUAUUGGGAGAGAGAGAAAUUCUGUCUUUUGUUUUUGUGAAGGAUGGCAGGCAGCUCUGCGACUAGAAAGGAGAAGCUAGGGUGAGUCUGCAUCAUCUCACAUUCGGUAUCAUGCAGUUUAUUCAGAAAUGAAGCCGAGACUUAAACUGAUCACUUUUAAUCCAGACGAAGCUGCUGGUGCUCUCCAACUCCUAACUAAUAUGGAUUUAGAAAAUCAAUCAUGAACGGCAAAUCUACUCUAUGACGUUACAUCCAGGAGAAGUUGGGCACCUCUCUCCAGACACUGUUAGAAUUCCUCUGUUGUGUUUGCACCGUCUGAACCUGCUGCAGAGACCUACAGAGUCUGAGUCAGCAGGAUCUCAGCAGCAGCAGCAGGCUGUAGAUCAGCAGCUGUGCAGGCAGCCGUUCAGCUCUGUGUACAGAGGUGCUUUCAGGCCACUGCGAGAUGAAGAGGGAGACUCCUCGUACCAGGUCAGGCCCAAGACUGAUCUCAAAUAUGAACUCCUGUUAAAUAUGAGAAUUUCACUGCCAUGAUUAAUCAGUAAAAGAGUUAAUAACUUGGACUGUUCUGAUUUGCUGUUUUUAAUUCCUCAGCUGCUGUAUAAUGAACAGUCAGUUAAAAAGGACUUAUAGACUGGAAUAAGUUUAGGUGAAAUUGCUUCAGGGGAGCUAAUCGUAAGGAUUUGCUGUUUUGCUUUCAGAGUGGAUUUCUCAUCAUGUAGAUUUUUCAGACUGGAGUUCUUGAGACUCAGGAAACUGGGAUGGUCAUUUUCUAUAAUUUCACAGCACAUCACGGACAGACAUGGGCUUUUCCUUACAGUCUUUUAAGGAUUUCAUAGAUGGUUUUACAUAAAUAAGUCUUUUCCCUAAUUUGGAGGCGGCAUUUUCAAACCUAAUUGUGUGUCGUAAGUAGAAAAUAUGUAAGUGGUACACGUGUAGCUGCUGCUGCUGCUGAGAGCGUCAUUAAGCGAGUAUCAUGGGAAAGAGUAUUAUGACUCUUCAUCCUGUGAGUCCAUGCAUGUUUCUACUUCCCUGAGGAUAAUGAAUCAGUGUGUUUCCCUGGACUUAAGCGUCUCACAGCUGAAGAGGAACAAGGAGAGGCUAUCAGAGGCUGCUGGCUGAGGGUUUGCUCUGCUCCUCCUGGACCGGAGUGUGUCAGAUUUAUAGUGUCAGUGAAGAGCUUCACAGCCAGGGGGGGGAGGAGGAAAGACCAGGGCUUGAUGUUGCCAUGGUUACCGGGUUUGUUAAAGAUGGGGCUUGUGUGGUGUGUGUGCAACAGCGAGAGCGAUGUUUGAGAGAGCGAUUUUUGCAGCCAGACUGCAGUGAAAGAUAAUUUCCCAACUGAUGAUAACGCAGAUAGAUUCAUGAAUGAAUACAAAUAAUACACACUAGAUGUUGUUAAAUGUAGUGUGUCAUGGCCUGCAACAUAAAGGAAGACCGCCAGCAUGAUAACAGGCGAGGUCACAACAACAGCAAAAAAAAAAAAGGAAACUCGUGAGGACUGUUUUUAUUUUACCGAAAAUGUAAACUCGAGUCCCACAUCAAACUGAACAAUUGUGGCUGUUUUGGAGCUUUCAUGAUCUUCAUCGCUGCUAAAAUUCGCUCAGUCAAUCCUGAACUUAAGAGAUGUUGCCAAUUAUAAUUUCCUGAAGUUCUCAGUAACAUCUUCCAGCUCCUCGUUUUACAGACAUUCACUCCAGAGACAGAUUAUCUGUUUACUGUCAUGUUUGAGGAAAAACAGAUGUUUCAAAGUAGAGAGUCAAGAUGUUCUGAAGAGAAAAGUGUCCAGAAAUUCAAAUUCCCAUGAACCAGCUCGUCUAAAAGUAAGAAAACACUCAAAUUUGAGCUCCAUUCAUUCAACAAAUGACUCCCUAAUCUGUCCAUGAAUGUUGAAUUAGUUUGCAGAGAGUGUCUAACAUUAGCAGAGCGAGCACCACCAACUUCUGAUCUCCCCUGCUGGUUAGUAUCCACGUGUCUGGUCGAGUUUAAGCAAACUCAGCCUUUAUACAACUUAAUUCUCUCGCUCAAAGUGCUGCCUAGCUGUGCCAAUGCAACAAGAUGUGAUCUGGGUUUGUUUACAUCCAGGUGGUUGAACAUUAUAACUUUAUGGAAGUAGAUCUCUAACAGAGCUGAAGUCUGGAUCAGCUGUGGCUGAGUGGAGUCUAGUGAAAGGCCAGGAUUCAGUCACAGAUCAGGCCGCCCACAUACCUUAAAGGUGUUGUAGUCAGGAUCUGAUGACGUUCCAGUUUUUAGGAUAAAUCUUGAAUGUAAACUCUACCCCUCCAACCAGUUUCCCCCUCAGCUCCUCCUCUCCCCUCAAGCCCCGCCCACAAACAGACGCUCCUGCUCGCUCGUAUCGUUCCAAUUAAAUUCAGAUAUAAUGCAGAUCAAUACUUCAGAUCAUUACAAAUGGGGCCCAGUCAAGGUGAAAGUCAAAAGCAUUGGUGCUACUGUAGAUGCCAACAGACUACCAGCAAACACAAUGUUUGCAGGACUUCUACAACGAGGAUAAAGUGACAUAGUCCAGGACCCGAGGGAGGACAGUUUAGCGAUGGCGCUACAACACGCUACAGCAGGUCCGUUUGACAAGAAACACUUCUGUUACAGACACUUGUCUUACUUUGUUAAAGCGGUUUACCUGUCCAGCAGAAAGGUUACAGGGUCACCAAGAUCCCCAAGCGUCCCCCAUCGUUUAUGUUGACCCGGCUUUUUAGCUCUUGUCCGGUCUACCUCCGUUUUAAGCGCCCGUUAUUCCUCCAGAGUCUCCGGUAUUUACUUUGUUUUCUUGCUUGUGUCGGCAGUCGUGGCCAAAGGAGGAUUCAGACAAUUUUCCGAACUAUCUGGUUGGUUUCUACUGUCCGAUAUUGUAGCACGCUAACUUUGUUUGGGCUCCUGAACGACACGGGGGAGCAGCGUCUGCCUCACAACCAAUCAGGUUAGAGGAGGUGGAGAACGGCUUUGUUUACAGUCAGAAAGAGCGGACCGCUCAAAAAUGUUCAAAUGUUGACGACACAGACAUAAGAGAACACAGAGAUAUCGAUAUAUUACCAAAUGUCAUCAAUAACUAAUAACUAUUGACUGAUAUUAGAAGCUGGGCACUUAAUCCCAAAACUGACCCCAGGGGUGUGCCAUCAGUGUGCAAAUGGGAUUAGUUAAUACUGAUAGGCUGCAGUGAACAUGAUAUGUCAUAAAAAUCACUUAUAAUAGUUCUGAGACUGGAGAAAGAGCUUAAUCAGAAUAAUCCGUUAACCCUUUUAAGUGCACAGUGGUCGGGCUAAAGCUGAGACACAACAAAAGACCGGCAUUUGGAGGUUUUAGAAAUAUGAGUUAUUCAUAGUUUUACCAUCUGUUAACAUGGCGCAGACUAACAUGUUUGACAACUGUUUAAGACAUCUCUUCAGCAGCAGAUUAUCCUAUUUGAGUGGCUUAAACAGAAUUAUGUUGUUGUUUUUUGUGGGUUUGAACGUUUAAUAAACCCAUUUAUAACCACACCUAACUUUUCGAUAUGCUGACCAAAUAUUUCAGCCACAUUUCUCUGCACUUUUCCCGUGUGUUGUUUCCCGUAAUGUGUCGUAGACUUGAGUAAUUGAGAGCUCUCAUAGUGUGACGGUGCAUCACUGAUGUUGUUUCCUCCGUGGACCUAUAACAGCCUGAAGGCUCCUCAUUCACAGCAACAAAAACAGAGGCUUUUUGUGCAUUAUGAGUGUGUGUGUGUGUGUGUGUGUGUGUAUGUGUGUGUGUGUGUGUGUGUGUGGUUGUAGCCUUUAGCAGCUGCACUGUCUCUAAAUGAGUCACUUCCAUUUUCCUGCCCAGUGUAUCAGCUUCACUGAGUUUGUGUUCACACAUUCAGUGGAGCAGCUGAACCAGCAGGGCUUCAAUUAAAUCCCUGUCCUGCACCGCCUCUCGGCUCCGGCCUGAGGACGAGCAAAAAACUUUAUUGAUUACAAGCUAACUGGGGUGGAGAGCACAGAAGGUCCACCAGCUUGUCCUUGAGUAUUGAUUACCGUAAAUUCUUGCAACCCUGAGGUGUGAGAUAUCGGUGCAGAAUACACAGAAUAGUAAGGUGCUCCACAACUUAACCAGAGCAUACAAAUGUAGCUGCUCUAUUCUCUUCUUUCCUGGUCUGUCGGAGUUUAAAUGUUGUCAGAUUUAUGUACAGCUACAUGAGAAGUGAAAAUAAAACAGCUGUUCUGGUCAUUUUUGGGAAAUUUACCUUAACCAUCACACAGUUCCUGCGAUAUAUUUCAAGUCCCAGCGGCUGCUCUCCAUAACGAAGUGGCUGCAGUAUAUUCUAAAACCAAAGUGAAACUGAGAUGCUAUAAAUAUCCCCAUCAUGUUUCCAAGAUCAGGAGAAACAGCUUCUGAAAGACGAGAUCAGAAGCUCAGAAAGAGCUCCUAAGGAGAGCUUUCAGUCCUGAUCGUUUUAUCUCCUGUUAAAAAAAGUAUUGGUGUUUUUUUUUUUGUUUGUUUUACACGACAUUGAAUUAAUUUAAUACCCAUAAUCCAAAGCUGUGCUAAUGAUAAUCUUCAUUUUUUUGUUGAACGUCAGAUGGUAGCAAAUUAAGCCGCUUAUGUUGUGUAGUAAACCAUUUUUUAUGAAGUAAAAAGACAGGAUAUGACUAACACCACACUGACUAGGGCUGGGCGAUAAACGGAAAAUUUACCGAUACUGAAAUUUACGACAAUAACUGACGUCAUUUUGCCCAUAUCGGUGUAAUCAGUGUCAAAAAAAUAAAAGAAAUCUAAGUUUUGGAUGUGUGUAGGUAGGCUAUGGUCUCAUGUCUCUUUCAGAAGCUGUCCUACGUCAGAGACGUGACUCCGCCCUAUCCGGUCCAGAGAGACAGACAGGUGAGGAGAUGGAGGACGGUUCUAAAGUUGGAGCUGCUGAAGUAGACGAAGUUAAUGUGGGAGGGGGUGAGCAGCUUGUGGAGUAGUUAUCGUCCAUUUAUCGUUAUUGAGAUGAACUGAUCAAUAUAUUGUGAUAUUGAUUUGAGGACAUAUCACCCAGCCCUAUUGUCUAGUACACGACUUUGUAUGAAGUAAAGGCACAUAAAUUCAGCCUGAUUUAUCAGGUGGGUCUGACAGGAUAUGACUAACACCACACACACUGUUACACAUCAUGUUUUUCUGCAUAAAAGCACAUACAUGAAAAAGUGACCUCUUUGAUUUGAGCAAAUCAUAAGGGCCUGUGUCCACUGACAGCAUUUUUGAGCUGGCAAGGCCGCACCCACAACCUCAAAUUUAGAUCAUACAGACAUCGUUCUUGGGCUUGGACUGCUGUCGCUGCAAUGCUGAAAUAUGGCGGUGUAUAGAAAAUAAGAUGCUGCCAGCACAUAGGCCGCUGUCGGUGGACAUAGGCCCUGAUGCUUUUCCUAUGAAAACACUGUUAUUUUUCGAAGUCUGACAAACUUAUUGUUGCCGUUCAGCUGAAGUGAUAAAAGUGGUCACAUGGUUUGUGUGAUCAGUGAAAUGUAGGGGUGUAGGAGGGACUUGACCUCUCAUGACCCCCAGAGAGGAUGUUGUCAUGAUGUUGUCUCCAUUAUAAGAUCGUGUUUUCCACGAGUAACAAGAGUAGAGCGGCAGCCCUUUCAGCGUGUUCGGGCAGCACAGGGAUCAUUUAUUACUUCCUGCUAUAAUGGGAUAUAACACUGGGGUCAAAUGGGGUAAGACCCCCCUGGGAGAACAUGAUUGGAUGAUACACAGAUGGCAUGUUCUGAAGAGGCCAGCAUCUGUCUGCAGAGAGGGUUUUAUUUACUUACUUAAUUACUGGUUUUAUUGGACUUUUUCAUGACUUUGGAGCUUCUUUCAGACCACAGUCCUGGUCAGCUUGUUAUAGUGUCUCUGUCUAUUAUCAGAGGAUGCUUAUCUGUCUGCUCUGGUCCAUUUGAUCCUCACUGUCAGAGUUGGAGUAUUUCAGCUCUAAUGUUUAGAGGCAUUCAGAUCCUGUCGUUUCUGUGAUGUUCAAAUCUGCCAAAGUUGAUCCGUUAUAUCGAGGAGUUUUCUUCCUCAUGGAUUAUUUUUGAAAAUAUUGACUCUGGGUGGCGUCAUAUUUUCUCUCCCACAUUAUUCAGUCUUUGCACGCAGCCUUCUGCAUCAGCGCUGGGGUAUCGAUUCGGAGGAUGCGUCUCAGCUGACCUGAUGCCCUGAUGUCUGUCCCCCGCAGAACGUCUUUAUCUAACCACCUGUGUCUCCUCCCUCUGAUCCUCCUGUCAGCCUUUAUCUUCCUGAUGGGUGACUUUCUGUCCCUUUUGCUGCGUCUCUGAGUCUCCUCUGCCCGACCACACAGCAGCGACCCUCUGAGGAGCAAGAGCGAGCCUUCAGUCCCCGCCCUCUCUGCAGCUAGCUAAUUAUUGAUGGUCUAAUGUGUCUGUUCAAGGAUCUGUCAAAGUUCAGUCCUGCUCCGUGUGUGUGUGUGUGUGUGUGUGUGUGUGUGUGUGUGUGUGUGUGUGUGUGUGUGUGUAAAAGGCGUGCCAGGCUACAGGAUGUGUCAUGGUUUCAGGUGUCAGUUCACCUGAAGGCUGUCAGAAAAUACUUUUGGUGACGCUGCAGAGGACCGAGUGGCCGCUGAGGAGAGACCAGGUUCAGUAACCCGCUCUGAUCUGCACAGACAUGUCUAUAUAGUGUCUUAUUUUAGACCUCCAUAUGUAAUACUGAAAGUUGUAGUUCUUCAUUUGUCUUUCUUGUCUUGUAUGUUUUUUAGUGGGAUUUAAAACCUGUAUGUAGACUUUGAUCUGUUUCUUAUCUAAGUGGAGGUGAAAACUGGAAAGAGUUUAGUAUUACGGACCUUUAGUAACCGCAGAAUCACGAAUGUCUUUAUUUUCAAAGUUGAUGCAUCAGAUCUUGUCUGUCCUGAGACUGUGUCUUGAUAGGAAUCUUAUAUCUGUGGGAGAGUUGCACAUUCGCUCUCUUCUUUUUUUACCGUGAGAGUUUUGUCCUGUAAGAAACCAAAAGUAAGUCUUGUGUCUACAUGUUCAGUUCAGAUCCUUUAAUGCGUUUCACAUAUUUCUGCUAUUUCGGUGACAUACUGUUAAGAGCUUCACCAGAGGGGACACAGAGAUCAGUACGAAUAAUAAGGGCCUGUGUCCAUCAACUGCAUUUUUUGGCAGUUUGCACAUUUGCCCUCAAUCCAAAUCUCAGAGUGUUUUACAACAGUUUCUUCUGUUCCUGGGUUAUGAAAGUUGUGUUGGUUAUGACUGUUCAGCCAGCUUUGAAAUUCUCUGUAGGUCUCAUAUUAGGGUUGGGAGAAAAAAAUCGAUACAGCAUCGUGUAGCGAUAUUUUGUCUGGUAAUAGGUCAUAUCAUCUCAUUUACAGAGUAUCGAUUUUUUCAAAUAAUUGCUAAUAUGAAGUCAAAUCUACGAUAAUGGUAAAAUAAAAUCAACUGUUUGUCCAGUGAAGUUGGCAGAGGUGAAAUCAUCGAGCAGGAGAAAGUUAGUUCAACAAAUAUAUAAAAGGGUUAGUAAGACAUGCUACAGGAAAACAAAAUACUGUGUAAAUUAGACAAACAUAAAGACAAGACAAAUGCUAAAUAAGCUUAACAGUUGGAAAAAUUUUAUAAAUCACAAUAAAUGGUAUCACAAUACUCACUGUAUUGCAAAAUGUUAAAACUCGCAAUGAUAUCGUAUCAUGACCCAAGUAUCGUGAUAAUAUCGUAUCGUGGCCCAACUAUCAUGAUAAUAUCGUAUUGUGACCCAACUAUCGUGAUAAUAUCGUAUUGUGGGGCCACAGCUGAUUCCCACCCCCAUCCUUUAUGUCUUUUAUCCAGAGGAGUUUUUCAGAGAACAUAGAAAUAGAUAAAAAUUGUAUGAUAGCAUUAACCUGAAAAUCAUACCUCUAAAGAAAACAGAUGGGGUUUCUCCUCCAAACAGACCUCCUCCAUUUUUGUUGACAAAGUUUAUACCAGGAGUCCCGCCCCCUUCUGAUUCUGAUUGGUUAGUGACACAGAAAGAAAAUUAACAGUAAACAGUAAUUAAAACUUUUUUCUGCAUGUGCCCAAUAUAAAUAAACUAAAGCGGUUUAAAAACAUUUGUUGUGUAUUGAUGCCAUCUGCAUACUGGAAUAUCAUCCACCACUGUUUCACAGCUUCCUACCUCCUUGUUUUAGCGGUAAAGUGGUCGAUUCCAUUCAAGUAAAACAGUAAUAUACUGUUUAUAUACAGAGUGUAAACCUCGUGGGGAUCGUGGGGCAUUUCUGCACUUAGUCUGCACUUAGUGUCUCCAGACCUUUAAUAGACACAAAGACCAAAUUCACAUAUUUUCUCAUCUGGCUGAUUUAGACCGAUCAUUGUCAGCUGAAGGGGAAAGACCUUCUGUUUUCUGGAUACAGACCUCUGCAGUCUUGUUUUUAACUGUGUUUGAUACUCUGAUCCUGUUCUGAUCCAAUCAGCGUCCUACUUUCUAAUUCACAUCAUUGUCAGGGAGAAAUUACACAACAGCAAACGCAGCGUGGCGGCCAAUCUUAAGAAACACCACCAGAGCAGCAGAGAGUGAAGACGCUUUCAUGGAGGCUUCGUGGAUCAUAUGAACAGCUGUUUAAAGGCUUUUUCUGUUUCACGUUCCUGACUCCUCUUUUGCAAAGCCAGGGCGGUUGGUCGGGGUUGUUAGUGAUUUCAAGGUGCCGACCACAUCACACACACUUCUCCGUGUUCAGGCCUGUCUGUGUAUCGAUCUGGUUUUUAUAAUCCAGAUGUGACGUGAGAUUACAUCAAACCUUUAAGAGUCUCUCUCUCCAUUCAACUUCCAUUGAUCACCUCUCUAUCUGUUUACACGGCGGUUUGCAUUAUUGAUGGAUGUGGCUCUAUAUAUAAGGUCUUUGACUGAUGAGGGCGGCAGCAGCGACGCAGUUUGUCCCGAGGGAGAGAGAGAGAGAGGAAAAAUGCUGCAUUUGAAUAAUGUGGCCGAGAUCUCAGAGCGAACGCUUUGUUUGUGUUCAGAGGACAGAGAAACACUCCAGGAAGAUACCAGAGAGAGAUAUGAAGUUGUGUUUCAUGGUUUUAAUAUCGGCUUUUACAACGUUCAUUAACAGUUAAUGAUUUUUCAGCUUUAACUGGUUUUAAUGAGCUUUUUUAAUAAAGAACAGCAGCCUUUGUUGAGGUGAAUUGUUGUUUUUUGACCUUCUGUAACUGUGAAGGUCUUUCAGGGUGAAUCUAAUGUAACAUGAUAUUUGAAAGAUCCAGUGAGGAACUUUAGUGUCGGUUAAAAUAACUCUACAAAUGAUUUAAAGAGGUAAACAUUUUGUGUAACCAGUCAAGUGUGGUUUCCCUUUUUGACCUUGACUUGUUUUGACUCCAAACGUCUUCCUUCAGAAGAGUCAUGUGAUGUUGUUGUGGUGUCUGUCAGCAGAUUUAGAGAGGUCUGGUUGUCCUUCCUGAAGUGUCCGCUGUUGUCUGACAGUCACAGAAGAACGAAGAGAGAAAAGCCAGAAACAAAAAGGAAGAGGAGACCAGGAGGACUUCAAGUCAGCCAUGUUAGACCACAUCAGGGACUGAGAGAAGGCCGAGGUCAUCAUCCGCUCAGAGAGCAGCAGAAACCGGAGCAGGAUAAGGGAGGCAGGAGAGAUCAGGGAGUGAGCCAAGAGGGUGGGGAACCAGGAUGAGGCGAGGGGGGCAUGAUGGUCCUGAUGCUUCCUGACCAAACCUCUUUAAAUGAUGGUAGUCUGCAGAACCGUCCUGUGGCACCGUGUCGGUGUGGUUAGCAGGCGUUUGGAGCAGCAGCUGAUGACAGACGUUUACACGUCAGGGUGUUUGGGAUCGUGUUUGUUGUAAAUUCAGGUUCUUCCAGCGCAGAGUUAAGAAAUCAGAUAUCCCGAGUAUCUCUGGCCCUGCUGUUCCUCACAGAGCAGCUCUGUCGUUUCUAAACUUUAUGACAAGUCGUCGUGUAAUUAUUAAUCAUUUUAUGGCCGCCAUGUCAACAGCACAGUCCCGCCCAUACGGCCUUCGAAUUCCAGACCGCUCAUGUAUAUCGGUGUCAGCUCCACCUUUCAUUCGCUCAGUCUGAAGGUGGUGAUCUCAUGUUUGUCAGUCCACUCCCUACUACACUCCAGUCAACAGAAGGACAGUGGGAUUGAAGGUCUCGCCUCUUUUGUCUCCAAGAUUUCAGGAAAAGUUCUGGAGCUUCUUUCUGAACACGUGUUUUUAAAAAGUGUAGCUCUUAAAAAUCACGGAGGAACAACAUUAAAACACCAGAUUUCAGUCCUUUCACUGCGAUGAUGACGAUAAUGGCUCAUCUCAAAUAUGCGGACAGAGACGCCUCAGCAGGUCAGCUCUGAGCGUGAUUAAACUUUAUUACAUCCCUUUUUUGGGGGUUAUUAAUUUUUACAGGCAGCAGUUCUGAAAAACGGCGUGUGGGACGGACUCAGCUCGUUCUCUGGUUGGUGUAUUUUUUCACGUGGUUAUCUGUCGGAGGCUCUCAGACUGCUAAACUCACUUUUAAAGGAGAGGUCUAAUAACGCAGCAGAGAUCAUCUGUAUUUGUGUCUUCUUAUAAACAUGGAGGCCGUCCUGCUGUGACAUGGUUGUCAGGGUGGGAAGCUCUCACAUGUUGCCGCUUAGAUUUGCAGCACUCUGAGUCUAAAUCAAUAAAAAACCGAUUAGUCAGAUUCUUGAUGUUUAUACGACACACAACCUGCACAAAGCAAUAUAACCUGAUAUGAAAACUGAGCUUUGCACCCUGACCUGGACUUCAGGGUUAGAUAGCUGCUCUGUGUGGAUGUGGUUCACUGGAGAUCAGUCUGACAGAAGAGUAAAAAGGACGAUAUCGCAGAAUAAUUAAUGAGUGGACUUACUUCUUACUAACAUGCAGAGGUGAUAACUGAUCGUUUUCUCAGUUUAAAGCCGAUAUUAAAGCUCCUGUGGGAUAGGUGUCACAUUUUCUCCUGUGAAGGUCCUCAUUACUGCAGAGUCAUCGUUUCUGUACUUUCUGGUUUAAGCUGUUGAAACCAGGCGAACCCUCGACCCUGUUCUCGUGGUCUCUCUCUUUGUCUUUAUCUAUCCGGACCUUCACAGACUUUCAUCAGACUUUAGUUUGUGUUGUCUAAAGUGCUGAUAUAAAUUACUCGUGCUGACACUCAGUAUUGUGACUUUACCUUCACAAGUCUGUAACAGCGCUUCUUCUCUCUGUUCAACAUUUACUGAAGGGCUUCAAGAGUCAGAAUCAUGAUUAUUUUGUCUUAUUGGAUGAUAUACGUUUUUAAAACAGUCAGAUGAACUGCGACUUAGAGGGACCAUGCAUCAGUUCUUCUCUUCACUUUAAGAACUUUGACUUAAUUUUAGUGAUUUUACUCACUUAUUUUAAUCUCGUUUCAUAUAAAAAUGAAGGAUUUUAGUUUUUUAAAGCUUUUAUAUCAUGUGUUUAAAAAUGUUGAUACUUGGGCUUGUAUUUUAUUAUGACUCAGAUCCAUGUCUCCACUCGUUAGCUCAUUAGCUCGUUAGCGUUGCAGCCUCUCUCUCUCCCUCUCUCUCUUGUUGCAAACAUUCUGUCCCUCGGCUUUUCAGACACAGACGUCUGUCUCCUCCUCCUGCUCUCCUCGUUUCUACUGCUGUUGCACAAUGUGUUGAAGAUACGUGUCCGCCAUUAAUCUGAGCGGUAGCUGCAACUUCCUCGCGCUCCAACAUUUAGUUUCACUUUGAUUUGAGCUGCUGAUGUUAGAGGAGAGGGGCGGCACCCGAGCUUCAACACACAGGACCUAACAGGGACGCUACUGUUCAGUCUGGAUUAUCAUAUUUUUAUUGAAUCUCAUUUAAAAUCUGUUUUUAAUGUUUUAGUUUUUGGCACGGUCGCCUGGUCAGUGUCGGCUUCAUCCUCGUGCAUCAGCUCAUCUUCAUGAAUGUUGGUCACUCUGCUUUUUGGAUAUUCAUGUGACCAAACGAAGAUGCUGCACGCGCGCACACACACACACACACACACACACACACACACACACACACACACAAAGUCAGAACAGAUGAUAGUGUCCUGGUCCGUAGUAAAAUAAAAAGGGAAAGGACUCAAAAUGCAGAACAAAAAAAAAAAAGAUUUAUUUAAAAUAAAUUAAAUGAAAGUGAACAAAAAAACUUCAUAUAAAUGUCCAACUGAAAAAUUACCAAACAGGGAUGAACCAACAAAGACACAGAGGAAGACAGAGUCUGUGUCCAAAACGAAUCCCAAACCCUCAUACGGGGUUUAAAUAUGUAGCUGACUAUGUCGUGAACUCAGUCACCGGAGGCUUCGGACUCUACCACUGUGACGUUGCCACUGGAGACGCAAUGCGUGACAGGAUGCCCACCACCGGUGAGUGACCAUCGGAUGGUCACUGCAUUUUGCAAUGCUCUAUGGGAAAUUUUGAGUCGCCUAUAUGGGGCACUGGAAUUGAUCACUCAGGUUUCGGACAGCCCUCAAAAUGGCGCUAACCGCCAAAUAGUCGCCUUUAUAGGGGUUAGAGAUCCAUUUAGGACACAGACUGGGACUUUAAAUAUACACACACAGAGGGAAACGAGCAACAGGUGAGACAGUGAGACACAGGUGAAGUUAAACAAGACGAGAAACACAAGGAUGGACUCCUACAAAAUAAAACAGGAAACACUAAAGAAUAGAAUAAAACACUGUUAAAAUCACUCACAAUAACAGAACAUAUCAGACAGAUGGGUGUAACCAAACAGACUCCAAACAAUCAGAGGAGAGGCUCUGAUAUUUACACACACACACACACACACACACACACACACACACACACACACACACCAUCAUGUAUUCAGAUCACAACACCUUUGUGCUGUUAUAUAAUCGCACAAUCUCACACCCCCUGGAGCGUCUGUGAUUACAUUAAUCAUGUAAACUCUAGUGUCGACUUUGGGGAUUUGGGGUUCGCUGUAAAAUUUUACGACUGAUCCAGUCACAUCAGGAACAAAAACAGCACGGCAUUGUGGUCCGCUGCAUCAGGCUCUUAACCCCAAAUCAAGGUCGUUUCUGCAUUUCUUUGUUCGCGCUGAUCUUAAUGACUUAAAUCUCAGGUUUGAGGAUGAAGUCACGUGUCGAGGCUCUCCUCAUCUCUGCAGAAGGACACCUGUCAGAGGAGGAGACGAACACUCUCACUUCAGGAGGCUUUACUGCAGAGUUUAUUCUUGUGUUAUCUUUUCAUGAAAUGAAACUCUACGGCUUCGAUUUCAUGUGGAAGAGCUCACACACACACACACACACACACACACACACACACACACACACACACACACACACACACACAUACAUCUACAGUACAGUUCAUAAACAGCAGCAGCAGACCACCUACUCCACCCCCCUUUAUUCUCUCUCUCUCUCUCUCUCUCUCUCUCUCUCUGCUCUGUCUGAACCAUUCAAGCAGAGCACCACAGGAUAAUCCCUCUCUCAUUGAGAAACACACACACUCACACACACACACACACACACACACACACACACUCACACAGCCCUUCCUGAACAGCGCUGGAGGGUUAGAAAGAUCUCAGAUCACAGAUUAGUGCUCCUCUUCCUCCUCUCCGCACGCUGAUUCUCCAUCGCUCAGUCAGACAGUCAGAGAGAGAGGAGACAAAAAGUAAACGACCAAGAGGAGAGGAGAGGAGGAGAGGAGAGGGGCUGAGGGAGCAGGAGGAGCCCACGUGUCUGUUCUGGGAGCUGCAGCCUGAGCCGCUCUUAAUGGAGGACUGGGGGUAAGCUUUUGUUGCUGUGGCGGGGGGCUGUGCUCCCUCUCUGUCUGGGUGUAGUUCUGCUCUUUGUCUGUGGGGUCUGACUCUCGUGACACGUCGAUGCUGCUGGUUUGCGUCGCUGCGAGUUUCGCUGGUUUUCAGUCUUUCUUGGACUAGUUUUUGGAGGGACGUGGAUCCCUGCAGCACUUUGAUACUCGGUCUGGUUUGUGAGGAUGAACCAAAGCAGCGUGAUGCUGUAGAUGUUUUUCUAUGAACUCCUCAUAUAUUCCACUUUAAAAACACAGAUGCCGCUCCUCUUGUUCAGGUUUUUCUCCACUUUGUCAGCCUGAUGGUAAACUGGAGGAGGAUAGUGAGUGACUGCUUUCUUAGUCUGCGAUCAGGGGUUCUCUCCUGAACAAAAGCCCCCUCUCUGCGUGUGGUUAAUGGAUUAACCAAGCGUGAUAAACACCCACUCAUGCCAUGCUCCACGCUGCAUCCGGCCCGGGCGUUUCUUAUUACUUUGGCCUUUUGGAGAAGAUUCCCCGUCAUUGACUGGAUUUGAGAUUUGAAGUCUUUUCUCUUUUGUCUCUUUUGUCAUCUUUGCCCGUCUUUGUCAGCAGUGUUGCUCCUUCCAUCUCUCUCCAUGGUUGACCCACAUACCCAUGCUGCUCCCACCCCUCCCCCUGACCUCCUAUCAAAACACAGCAUGGCUGCCUCUCUCUCCAUUGUUUUAUACCUCUGUCUUUACCGCUUCAAACCCUGAGACUGUAAAAGUUUGAGUCGAUCGUAGGAAACUCAUCGCUCUUCGUCUGCAGGUGUCCUAAUUAUUAGAUUUAAUGUAAACGUUUAAUGUGACGUUUAACCUUCAUGACGAAUCAGAUUUUGACUUUAUGUGGGAAACACAGUUGUACUCGGAAGUCGGGAUUUCUGAAUUCUGAGUCGGAAAUUCAUCUGGAAGCCCCCCUGAAGUCGGAUUUCUGACUCGGACGAUCCUCAUUAACCCCGACUUGACGACAGCGUCAAAAUCCAAGAUGGCAGCACAGUGCAUCAACAGUAAAGAUUAACAGUAAAAACUCUCGUAAUGUUUGAUUUAUUAUCACUUCUGUUUAGUUUUUGUGAAAUUAAAUAAGCGGUUUAUGUUAAACUGCCCAACGUCUAACUGUGAACACGGUACUAUGGUGUUUGUACGAGUAAAAAAUGGUGUUAUACGUUUUUUACAACUCAUAUAGUUAACAACUAACAACAGCUGACAAUGGUUAACUGUAGGCGUCCAACUUGGUUUUUACGACUCGUUUACUGGAACGCCGUCAAAUCAGGUGUAACAUCAUCAUGGAACUUAAAGUUAGACGACAGCUUUAUUUUUUUCGAACAUUUGCGUGCAACAUGACAACAAUGCUGCUCCCCCGUGUCGUUCAGGAGCCCAAACAAAGUUAGCGUGCUACAAUAUCGGACAGUAGAAACCAACCAGAAAGUUCGGAAAAUUGUCUGAAUCCUCCUUUGGCCACGACUGCCGACACAAGCAAGAAAACAAAGUAAAUACCGGAGACUCUGGAGGAAUAACGGGCGCUUAAAACGGAGGUAGACCGGACAAGAGCUAAAAAGCCGGGUCAACAUAAACCAUGGGGGACGCUUGGGGAUCUUGGUGACCCUGUAACCUUUCUGCUGGACAGGUAAACCGCUUUAACAAAGUAAGACAAGUGUCUGUAACAGAAGUGUUUCUUGUCAAACGGACCUGCUGUAGCGUGUUGUAGCGCCAUCGCUAAACUGUCCUCCCUCUGGUCCUGGACUAUGUCACUUUAUCCUCGUUGUAGAAGUCCUGCAAACAUUGUGUUUGCUGGUAGUCUGUUGGCAUCUACAGUAGCACCAAUGCUUUUGACUUUCACCUUGACUGGGCCCCAUUUGUAAUGAUCUGAAGUAUUUAUCUGCAUUAUAUCUGAAUUUAAUUGGAACAAUACGAGCGAGCAGGAGCGUCUGUUUGUGGGCGGGGCUUGAGGGAGGGGAGAGGAGGAGCUGAGGGGAAAACUGGUUGGGAGGGGUAGAGUUUACAUUCAAGAUUUCUCCUAAAAACUGGAACUAACUCAGAUCCUGACUACAACACCUUUAAAAGUCAAACAGCGUAGUUUUUGAAGUGUUUAAACCUCCACAGGGAUCUUUCUACUCCAUCUCCACAAACCUGUGAUUAAAAUUCUGAACUAGUCCUUUAACACACAAAGCAGUCAUCUGUUAGAGAGGACAUGACUCAUGUUAAGGUUUCUAGACAAAAGGCAAACCUCUGCGUUAAAAACAAGAUUGUAAAUCCUCCCAAAAAUCCCAUCAUGCCUCACAGUUUUAUCCAUGAUCAUGAUGAAGCAGUCUCUCGAUGAUACCGUGUUUUUUCAGUCUUUCUAAAGCUGGCGUUUCGUCGCGCUGAUAACAAACUCGGGUGUUUAAUUUUCCUGUUUGUCAUCCGGUUCAUUUGGAUUCCGGCUUUGCAUCCUAUCUGUGUGUGUGUGUGUGUGUGUGUGUGUGUGUGUGUGUGUGUGUGUGUGUCUGUCAGCUGUGUUUUGUGUUUGUUCAUCCUGCCUCAUCUGCAUUAGACAGACACGUUUGAUUUUCUGUUAUCCACCUUUUCCAUUCUUAAUCCUUUCAAACAUAGAUUUAAAAUUGGCAAAAUGUUGGAGUCGGUUGGAUGAUUGAUAAAUCCUGCGAACUGAACUGGACUUUGUACCUCGUCUUGAAGAGAUAGAGAGAUAAGACCUGCUAAAUAUCAGCAGAUAAGACGUGAUUUCUGAACACCCAUCAUCCAAAAACACAGGCAGCAAACUGAGAGUGUUUUCAGAGCCUUUCACCCUGAAUAGAUGUCUGCUGCAGCUUUAGGAGUGAGCCUGAGACAGAAUAAUGUGAUAUUAACUGACUCUGACGCUCCUUUACUGUGAGCUCCUAUCAUUUACCUGAGUUAAAGAGGUUACCACAGUCAAAGAGGAUCUCUGUCCUUAAAGGUUUCAUUAGACGCAGCUCUUCAUUCAUUAUCAUUCCUGACAGGUUAACUGUGUAUUCACUUGUGAAAUUAAAGUUUGUGUUGGACGUGAACAAGAAGACGUGAGAAUGUCAAGUGAGGAGGCUUUAGCAGAACCAGGACCAGGAUCAUGUUGAUGUUUUCGGUCUCUGAGAGGCUUUAGCAGAACCAGGACCAGGAUCAUGUUGAUGUUUUCGGUCUCUGAGAGGCUUUAGCAGAACCAGGACCAGGAUCAUGUUGAUGUUUUCGGUCUCUGAGAGGCUUUAGCAGAACCAGGACCAGGAUCAUGUUGAUGUUUUCAGUCUCUGAGCUUCAGUCAGUCGGACAGAUGACUGUGUUGUGGUUCUUCAUCAUCAAACAGUUCUUCUCCUGUGAUAUUUGGUCUUUGGUCCCACUGAAGACAAGAAAAGACACAUAACCUAAUGAUGUAAAAUGGAUUGACAGAGUACAGUGUUUUUAUCUAUUUGUUGUUGUAAAGUGACUCUUUGUCGUUUGUCUUCCUGUAGUGUUUCCACUUUGGUUGUUUUUUCUGUUUGUCUCUUUAAUGAUCUUUGUCUUUGUCUUUGCCUCUUUUUUUUGGUACUUGUUUUUAUACUUCACUGUUAAAGAAGUUUUGAUUUAUUUACGCCUGCCAUUUAAUUUCUCAGUUGUUUGCCUCUUAAAUAUCUUUUAUGUUUCUUUGUAGUUGUUUACUUGUGUUUUUGUCUGUCAGUAGUUAGUUUACUUUGUCCUUUUUUCGAGUUUUGUCUCUUUGUAGUUGUUUCCUUGCGUUUAUGUUUCUCUGAUGCUAAUUACUUUGUCUUUUUUUAACCUUUGUAGUUGUUUACUUGUGUUUAUGUUUCUUUGUAGUUGGUUUACUUAUCUUUUGGCCACUUUGUUUACUUGUGUUUUUGUCUCUCAGUAGUUAGUUUACUUUGUCCUUUUGUUGAGUUUGGUCUCUUGGUUGUUGGUUUACUUAUGUUUUAUGUUUCUUUGUAGUUGUUUUACUUGCGUUUAUGUUUCUAUGAUGCUAAUUACUUUGUCUUUUUUUCCCUUUGUAGUUGGUUUACUUAUCCUCUGGUCUCUUUGUAGUUGUUUACUUGUGUUUUUGUUUCUUUGUAGUUAAUAACUGUCUUUUUUUUCCCCUUUGUAGUUGGUUUACUUAUCUUUCGGUCACUUUGUUUCCUUGUGUUUUUGUCUCUCAGUAGUCAGUUUACUUUGUCCUUUUUUCGAGUUUUGUCUCUUUGUAGUUGUUUCCUUGCGUUUAUGUUUCUCUGAUGCUAAUUACUUUGUCUUUUUUUAACCUUUGUAGUUGUUUACUUGUGUUUAUGUUUCUUUGUAGUUGGUUUAUUUAUCUUUUGGUCACUUUGUUUCCUUGUGUUUUUGUCUCUCAGUAGUCAGUUUACUUUGUCCUUUUGUUAAGUUUUGUCUCUUUAAAGUUGUUUCAGUCAUUAUGUCUGUAUGUUUUGUAGUUUGUUUUCUGAAUCUCUUUUGUUGUUUGUUUAUGGUUUUGGGGGGUUUUGUUUUUCGUCUCUUGUUGUUUUCUCUCACAUGUUGCUUCUCAGUGCGUAGUUUCUCUCCCCGUUUUACUUCAUCAAAUUGUAAUCGUUAACCCUCUCAGCGGUCAUCUUCUCUUUGGGGUCACUUUGUUUCUUCAUUUGAUCAUUUUGUUUUUUGUGAGUUUUGAGAACUCUCGUUGUUUUGUUCAGUUGACCCUAAAAGUUUCAUUCAUCAUUUCUAAUUUGCCCGUCCAGCAGCUCAGUCAUAAACGUACAGAUGGAUCGUUUUGAGAUGGUCUUCAAUCACCUUUUACUUCUGGAGACAGUCUGUGUCCUAAUUUCAGCGUCACAGCGAUUAACUUCUGCAGCAGCAUGAGGCGCUUUAGCGAGGCUCUGGUAAAACAUUAACAGACUUCAACGGGGAAAAAUUACUCUGCAGUUUCACCGCAGCGGUUUAACAAGAGCGAGGUCAAAAUUACCACCCAGGCAUCGAAUCUGUUGACAGAAACUCUGAGGUUUUACAUAAACUCUCAGUUUUGUACGUAGUUGUUUAAACUACAAAGACCUCAUGACUUUGACCUUUGACCUUUGACCUCCCUUUGUUUUCAUCACUUAUCUCCUCAUCUUCAGUUCGGACUUUAGACACCUGUGAAGUAACUUAACGUCAGAGAUUGUGAAUGAUAAUGAUUUAGAUAACGUUAUAACUGGAGCUGAGGUUUGACUGAUGGGACUAUUUCAGUAAUGUUCAUUUUUUUAUUAUUUGAUAUUUAGAUUUUACUCCUUAUUAAGAAAAUUAACAAUUGUAACAAUCAGGAAACUUUUUUUGAUAAAGAUUUCAGAUUAUUUUGGUGUAAAAUCGUGUUUUUGGGAGUUUGAAUUCAAUCUUGAGUUUUAGAGAAUUACAGAAGAUAUUUGAUCAUUAAUUUGGCUCUGUGUUAUUUUAAAGUUAGUUUGUCUGUACCUGUGGGUUGAUGUGUUUUACAGUGAGACAAACAUCUUGAUUUUUGUCAGUCAAAUGUUUUAAUUAUAGUGAUUAUUUUUGUGUAGAAAUGGUAAAAACAGUUUUUUUUGACUCCCACCCCCCUCACACGUCUUUCAGGCAUUAAAUACAACAAUAUAAAAAUCAUCAGUGUUGAUGGUUUGGUUUUGGAGAUCCUGGAAAAGCAUCAGUAUGAGUUCCUGUUUAUUUCACAACAAAGAAAAAACUCCUCACUGGAGCUUUAAUUAAUUCAUGAAAUAGAAAAAAAAACAGUUUUACUAAAGAUUUCAGGCUGUAAGUAAUAAAUCUGAGUCAGUACAAAAAUUACAUUAUGUGUUAAUACAGGGGAUGUCCCUAUAUAACUAUUUUACCUCCAAUACGAUACCGAUAAUGUAGCCGUCAAUAUUAGCCGAUACCAAUAUUGAUCCCAUAUUUGCACAAACUUGUGCAUGACGAGUUUCUCACUCAGCUGUAAUGUCUUUUUCAGACUUAAAUAUAAGAUAGUGCCACAGGGCCGACAUCACUCCUACUCCUCUCUACUUUGUUUGUACUUUAGUAAACUCUAAAGUUGUGAUUAUGUGGGCUCUGCAUGCCGGAUCCGGAUGCCGGAGCGGAGUCUGGAAUGGACUUCUUGUAUCAGAGUGCUGAUAUCUGAGAUUUUAGAUGCAGGCCGAUAUAAUCCGAUAUUCAUUUUUUUUGCUGAUAUCAGACCGAUAUCCAGUAUUGAUAUCGUAUCGGGACACCCCUAGGUAAUACACAUUAUAAUUGAGUUUAUGAAGAGAAGGUUGAAAACUGCCAAGAGUAAAAAAGAUGAAGACAAACAGACAGAAAGGUGCAAAGAUCCAUCAUUAAAUCCUCUUUUAUAUUUACUCUCCUGUUUUCUGCCCUCCUUUUCUAUUUCAUUUCUUCUUCUUUCCUAUUUUAUGUUUUUAUUUUGGUCCUCAUGGUCUCAGUUUAUGUUGUCUGGGUUUCUUAUGAAAAAUGAGUUUGUCCUUCAGUUUGGAGGUUUUUGACGGAGCUUUUGUUUUUGUUUGUUUUUAUUUCCAUGUGCUGAUUUCUGUGCUCAGCACCUGUUUGUCAAAGCACUUUGUAAACUUCUGUUUUUAAAAGUGCUCUAAAAAUAAAGUUAUUAUUAUUAUUAAAUAGUCAAUAAAGACCACGCUCCGGCUCCAUCAUCUGUGCUGUGCCGCUGUGGAUCGUUGUCCUAAUUAAUUGAUCAUUUGAAACCAAUCAGCAGAUAAUGAAAUGAGUGUUUGCUGAAACAAAGUCAUCAUCUCAUCAGCUCUUGUGCUAAUCAAUAGGAUUGGAUUGUACUUUGUCUGCUGACACGGUUUAAUCUGGGUAAUGAACAUGACAUUUAUCCUGGAGUCAUAUAUUCACAUUAUCUGCUGAAGAACAACUUCAUCUGUUUUAAUGUAAUUUUCUGUAACGUGCACUUUCACCGUGAACUGUAUGACGUCGGAGUGGGAAUGAGAAGAACAACAAAAAACAAAAUAUAAAAUAUACAACAUUAACGUUUUCGAGCUGCAGGAUAAACAGUCUGAAACUGAGCGGUCGACGGCGAGCGUAAGCCUCCUGAUAUCUGCGUGUUGUUGAGUGUAAGCAGAGAGGUGAUUAUAUUCAGGAACACUGUGUGUGUAUUAGAAACAGGGUCUGCAGCUUAUAACCAUAUUUAUAACUCGGUGUUUACCCUCUUCUCUGCUUAUCUCCACUCACAGUGCAUGAGGAGCCCAACUCUGCUGCAGACCCACACAGCCUGAAGCCAUCCUGCCAAAUCCGGGACCAUGUCUGGAGCUUACGACGAGUCCGCCAGCCAGGAGGAGACCACGGACAGCUUCUGGGAGGUGAGACAGUUCAGCUCAGACAGAUUAAACAGAAGAGAGGACAGAGACUGCUGUGGUGAUGAACUCUCACUGAACCUGCGCCUCGUCUUCUACGUCUACGGCAGACGGGAGAGCUGUGUGUGUGUGUGUGUGUGUGUGUGUGUGUGUGUGUGUGGGCACAGAUUCAGAGAUGAUUGAUCGAUUAUAUUUGUCGUCAGCUUCAUUAGCCAGCAUCGAUUUACACUCUCGGAUUGAUAACAGCUACGUUUCAGUGAUUAAACAUGAUAAAUCUGGUGUUAUGUAACGACUACAACAUGUGAAAUAAUUAAAAACAUCUUAUUUUAAACUCAGGAGCUCUUCCCUCAUUCUCACUAAGAUUAGCCUCCAGUUUUCAUCCUUUAAAGUCGCACUCUCGGAGCGCUGAUGUUUUCUAGUCACCUGUGAUUUCGCUCGUAUUAAAGAUAAAACCACAUGCAGCGUUUAUCACAGUUUUGUAAAAGUCACAUGGACGGUGUCGAGACGGUCACGUUACUUCUUGCUGACGUUUGAAGGAAACUUUGCAAAGUCUGUGUAAUUCAAUGCGAUGCUGAUCAAACUCGUUUUGCAUCUCUCCUACCUAAAACUGCAGUUUCAGUCGUUCUUGUCGGGUUAUUUUUUAAAGUGUGUAAAAAUAACACAAAAGCUCAGGACACACACUUUUAGUCUUCUCUCUGAGAUCAUGCAGCAGCAGACACAGCCCUUCAGGUCUGACUCUUUAAACUUAAAGCUUCUGCGUCAUCAGACUCUUGAACUUGUAAAAGGCGAGUUUCCCUCCUGUCUCUGACUCUGAUAUGACAAGACUUUCAUAUUAGCCCCUCCAGCGUUGACUUAUUCUCACAUCAUUAGGUCUUAUGUUCUCUAAUUUUGAAAAGAAAAAAAAAGCCAAAACUGUUAGGGAUGUUUGUUGGGUUUCUUGGCUUUUGCAUUUCAUAUUUAUUGCCCAUUUCAAUAGCCCACGUUCUUUGUAUCUCAUUUUUAUCUCUUAGGAUGUUUAGUGUAUUUAGUCUGUAUUUAUUGUAUAUACUUAGUAUUUUUAGUCUGUCUAUCUAUCUAUCUAUCUAUCUAUCUAUCUAUCUAUCUAUCUAUCUAUCUAUCUAUCUAUCUAUCUAUCUAUCUAUCUAUCUAUCUAUCUAUCUAUCUAUCUAUCUAUCUAUCUAUCUGAGGACAGACUGCAGUUCUUAUUCUAUUCUCUGCACUUAUUUUAUUUUAUUUAUUUUUGUAACCAAAACCAGAAAUUAGAUUGGUUUCAUUGUCAUAUUCAGGUUAAACAUUGUCAAUAAUGCAUUGAAAUGCCCUGGAGGAGAAGGACCGCAGAAGUACAAAUAACACACAACAAGUACGGAGAAGAAUACAAUAGAAUAAAGAUUCAAAAAUGUAAAAAAGUAUAAAACAAAUAUUUACAAAGUGCGAAAGAAAUGCAGCAGCUGCUGUCAGAGUGAACGUGUGCAGUGGGGGAUAAAUCAGAGGGAUUAAUGAGGUGUGAAUUAUUGUAUUGCACAUGAUAUUAUCGCACUUCUGCGAUUAUUCUCCGAUUACUUUAACAAAGUGCUCACAAUAAUCACAGCUGCAGGAGAAAAGACGAACAUCUUUCACGUGAAUCUGAAGUUUUUUUUAAAACCUUUAUUUAACCGGGUAAAACCUCAUCGAGAUCAUGAUCUCAUUUACAAGAACGACCCGGGCUGAGAGGUCAGCAGCACACGUCGUAAUAAAUUCAAGAAAAACAAACUGGAGCAAUAAAUAACAAGAAAUAGAUAUUCUACAAACAAAUUCAACAAUAAACUUUGGGACAGUUACGGUUUAAAAACACAGAUAUUGUUACUGAAUGAUUAUAGACAAUAGUGUCUCUGUAACAGUUGAGUUUGAUGAAUAUUUGAUGUCCUGUUUGAGCUCCAGGUUUCUGAGCCCUCUGAUGGUUUUUUCUGAUUACAUCACCGACACCCUGAGAACAAACAGUCCAAGUAAUUUGAGCAACAAGUUCCCAGAAGUCUCUACAUUAUAUAUGAGAGCUGCUAAGUGUUCAACUACAGAGAACACACACGCUCACAUUACUGCGUCUUUGAGCACAGACCACAUGACUCGGUCUCAUCGUGUCGUCGUUCAGGGUUUAUCAUCAAUCCUCUCCUCAGACUCGGCUGCUUUUAUUCUCAUGGCGUCCCUCCUGCUCAGGAAUCAGCUGUAGCAGCAGAGGUGUCUGUCUCCAGCCCUCCUCUCCUCCUCCUCCUCCUCCUCCUCCUCCUCCUCCUCCAUCAGUGCUGCAGUGCUGAUCGCUGACUCGGCUGGCUGCAGACAGAGGGCUGGUGUGGAAUACAUCCCUCCUCCCUCCUGGCUGCUGCUUUCAUUACAGCCACACUUGAGAUUCACUGAGUGUCAUUUUCAGGUUGAGGUGUCUGUAAAUGUCAGUCACAGGUUCGGUAAAGAUGCAGCCCCUUUCUCUCCGUCUUAAAGUCGUGAAACAAACGUGCUGAGCUGUGAUCUUAGCCGCCUCCUCGUUCUUAUUCUGUCUCAGAGAAGCUCGCCGCUCUCAGGGAGGGUGCUGCUCCUGCGUCCACAGAGAGUUUUAAAUUAUACGCCAUUAACCCAGCCUCUGCUUUCAUUGCAUAACUACACACACACUCACACACGCACGCACGCACACACACACACACACACACACACACACACACGCUGGUUCCUGUUUUCUACUCAGUGCAUCACCUUAAAUCUAGAAGAGGAGCUCCUUCAGACAUCCUCAGAGAUCCGUGUAGGAAUAAAGUAAACAGUACUUUUUUUUUGGCCACAGAAAACAGUAAAAAGACUUUUUUAUUUAUAACGCAGUAACUUAGGGCUGGGCGAUGAACCAAAAAUUUACUGAUACCAAAAUUUAUGACAAUAACAGACGUUAUUUUGCUCAUAUCGACAUAUUCGGUUCAAAAAAAACUUCUUUCCGUUCCUCUGAGGAUCGCCGGACUCCUCAGCUGAUCACAAGAGUUCUAGUUUUUCUGGACGCCGGAGCAUGGCGGAUAAAUUCAGCACAGAUUAACCCGUGCUGGAAAGGAAGUCGGGCACAGACACAAAAUAAAACAUCCGGCUUCUUUUCAAAAUAAAACACUCCGUGUUUCAGGAGGAUCGUAUUUCACACCAUGCAAACGGGCGGAGACGAACAAGUGAAAGGUUUUAAGACGUCAUUUCACCCUGAUGACACCAUGGAUGAGGAGAUGCUGAUUCUAGAAGUCUAGAAGUAGAUUUCCUCCUCUGGAAGGACACAAUCUACUGCUUAUAUGUCUAUGUGUCUGUCUUUAUAGAGACGACUCGUUAUCGUGUGAUUGAACGUGAAUCUGGGGGUUCUUUAUAAGUUUGCAUGAUUCCUGCUGUCCGAAAUCUGCCACAAAAUUCGCCUCACAAACAGAUCUGGUAGGAAUCGGCGGACAGGGAAAAUUGAUGGAUGCGGUGGAAAUUGGGGGCAAAACGCUGUCCUACAUCAGAGACGUGACUCCGCCCCAUCCAGUCUGUAACAAAGAGGGAAAGACAGGUGAGGAGAUGGAGGACGGUUCAAAAGUUGGAGCGGCUGAAGUAGACGAAGUUAAUGUGGGAGGGGGUGAGCAGCUGGUGGAGUAGUUAUUGUCUAUUUAUUGUUAUCGAGGUGAACUGAUCAAUAUAUCGUGAUUUGAGCCCUACUGUCUAGUCUGCCGUCAAAAUUUGAACUACAGACAUGAACCUUUUCAAAAAGUAUGACUAAGUUUUUGUUCCUUAAGUGGAACCGAAAAGGGGAAUUUUGGACUGAAAACGUUCAGGUUCACUAAAACUAGACAAAGUUAGGUUUCCUGAGUCAGACUUUCCUGCAGUGACGGGAAGAAUCUCACAUUCAUAAAGGUCAAAGGUUGGGUUGGGCUUUUCAAACUUGAUACUGUAUUUCUUUAAGGACAGAAAAAUAGGAAUAGUUACUUCUUUUUUCUUACUUCUUUAGCUCUUUAGUACAAACUUAUCAUGAUAUUGAUUUGAGGCCGUAUCGCCCAGCCCUAUAAUAACCGGACUCAUGCAGAGCUAAGCUCACAGUGGCUGGCCGAGUCCCCACAUAGAUAUAAAAGUGAUAUCGACCCUCACACACUCUUAAGUAAGACAGUCUCUCGUUUAUAGACCUGUAACGUUGAUGUAUUCCUUUAAUGUAUUUGAUUGGAUGACAUUAUUACCUGACCCCUUACCUAUGGCAGAACUCUCUGUGGUUAAUGGAUUCCUCCUCCUGUCUCUUACAUCAAAAGCAGUAACCUGAGAUCUUGUUUUUGUAGGUCGGGAAUUACAAGCGGACGGUGAAGAGGAUCGACGACGGUCACCGGCUCUGCAAUGACCUGAUGAACUGCAUCCAGGAGCGCGCCAAGAUCGAGAAAGCCUACGCCCAGCAGCUGACCGAGUGGUCCAAGAGGUGGAGGCAGCUGGUGGACAAAGGUGAGGGCUGUUCCCCGUCAUUAACAUUUUUAAACGAUGAUAAAACCGUCUGAUCCGGUUUGAUUUACUCCGUCUUCUCCACCAGGACCUCAGUACGGCACGGUCGAGCGAGCGUGGACGGCGUUAAUGACUGAGGCGGAGAAGGUGAGCGAGCUCCACCAGGACGUGAAAAACCACCUGAUCAACGAGGACUUUGAGAAGGUGAAGAACUGGCAGAAAGACUCGUACCACAAACAGAUGAUGGGAGGAUUCAAGGAAACCAAAGAGGCCGAGGAGGGCUUCAAGAAGGCCCAGAAACCCUGGGCCAAGAAGCUGAAGGAGGUGAGGAAGAGUGUGUGUGUGUGUGUGUUCGGUGUGUGUGUGUGUGUGUGUGUGUGUGUGUGUGUGUGUGUGUGUGUGUGUGUGUGUGUGUGUGUGUGUGUGCGCUGUUGUGGUUUUCAGCUCAAUUAAUCAGCGUUUUCCCACCAUGAGGACAACUUUGACAACACUUAGAGUGUACAGUACAGGCCAAAAGUUUGGACACACCUUCUCAUUCAAUGUCUUUUUCUUUUCUUUAUUUUUUUAUAUGACUAUUUACAUUGUAGAUUAUCACUGAAGGCAUCAAAACUAUGAAUGAACACAUGUAGAAUUUUGUACUUAUAAAAAAGUGUGAAAUAACUGAAAACAUGUUUUAUAUUCUAGUUUCUUUAAAAUAGCCACCCUUUGCUCUCGAUGACAGAAGUACCUUGUCAGGGUUACUUCAGGCACUCCUGUGAAGUAAAAACCAUUUCAGGUGACUACCUCAUGAAGCUCAUUGAGAGAACAGCAAAAGUUUGCAGCGCUAUCAAAAAAGCAAAGGGUGGCUACUUUGAGAAAUCUAAAAUAUAAAACAUGUUUUCAGUUAUUUCACACUUUUUUCUUAAGCACAUGAUUCCACAUGUGUUCAUUCAUAGUUUUGAGAAUCUACAAUUUAAAUAGUAAUGAAAACAAAGAAAAUGCAUUGAAUGAGAAGGUGUGUCCAAACUUUUGGCCUGUACUGUAUAUCAUAAAAAAAAGGCUCUUUUAAGGUCAUGUUGUCUCAGUUUUCAUCAUUUUUAGACUAAAAUGAUUUUCAUUUUGACUCUUUAUUGAACUGUGAGGAUUUGUUUCUUUUAUUUGACGGGAACUUCUUUCUCUCUGUUUUCCAUAAGAAGCUGUUUAAAGCUGCUGAGAGGAAUUUUCAUCUUAGAGCGUCUGACGUUCAGUUUAUUUCUUGGAUAUCAAGAAAAUUCCCCAUUUACUUCUGUAUCACCAUUUACAGAAGCUAAAACUCAAAAGAAAAGAUGCAGCCCUGAUGGAUUUAAGCGCUAUGGAAGAGGAUUAAGGCCACAGGAAAAAAAAAGGUCCAGUAUAAUUUUUAGAAUUAUUAUUCUGAGAAAAAAGUCAGAAUUUUGACUUUUUUUCUCAAAAUAAAUCUGAGCUUUUUUUUUCUUCCUGUGGCCCUAAUCCUCUUCCGUAUAAGUCCAUCGAUGACGAGCGGUGAAAUGUAAACGUACGUGUGACUUUAAUGAGUUCAGACUCUCUAACUCAGUUUGUCCUUUUAGCUGGAGGCCGCCAAGAAGUCCUUCCACAUGGCGUGUAAAGAGGAGAAGCUGGCGUCGACCAGAGAAGCCAACAGUAAGGGAGAAGCCUCAGUGACGGCCGACCAGCAGAAGAAACUCCAGGAGAAGGUGGACAAGUGCAAACAGGACUCGCAGAAGGUGAGGCAGGACAGGUCGUGAUCCUCCGAAGUUGGUUUAAGGUUGUCACGGCUGAAGUCGGUGUGGCGUUGGUAGAUGUACACGUGACAGGCUCCUCCCUUCUCUGAGGACUCCUGAACUUUAAGACUUUCAUUUUCACUUUUAUCACAUUUUUAUUAAAGAAGUGAGUCAAGUGUCAUAAAAGCGUCAGUCAGAUAUAUCGAUUGAUUGAUUGAUUGAUUGAAACUUUUAUGAACGUGUCAUGCACAGGAAGUGCCCAGCCUGAGUGAGUUUACAGGACGCCAAAAGGAAAGAAACAUAUUCAAUAAAACCAGAACGUUAAUCUUUUCUGAUGUUUUUUUCAGGCUUUAAAGACAUUAAAGUUAAACAGUCGGUUCAUUCUAACAUCAUCAGAACAUUUCUGGGUUUUUAACAGACAUUUCAGUGAAUUAUAAAGAUCUCAGCUCAUCAUAUAAGGGCGAUAUAACAGAAAAUGUGACUCACUUUUCACUGCAUUCAGACCACAUAGUUCACACAGCCUGUCAUCUUCAGGACUGGUUUUAAGUCUGCCGACAGGACGGAUUCCUGUUCUCAGCUGAGCCAUUAAAGACCGCUGAUUUAUUGAGAGGUUUGCUUUAACAGAAGCUUCAGAGCCGUAACUGUGCUUCAUCUGGACGUAUGUUUGUAAUUGAGCUUUAACAAAAUAUCAUUUGACCAUUUUGUCUCAAACUGAUUAAAUAACCUCUCUCUAAUCGAAGUUAUUGAGCAGGUUCUCUUCUCCGUCCUUUUCUUUUCUGCUCCUGAAGGAUUUGUCCUUUUUUACGACAUUGUUUUGUUCCAGAACUACCUUUAGAUGCUCAGUUCACAUUUCACAGCAGGGGGCUCAGAACGGUAGCGGAGCUUUGACAUUUAUCAGCUGUAAGAAUCACAGGCCGACAUCAGCACGGAAAUGUUUUUACUUUAUUUCAUUUUCACAAUAAUAAAUAUUUGAUCGUACAGAAAGAAUCAUUCAUACAUGCAAAAAAUAAAAAAAUAUUUAAUAUAUAUUUUCUGAUUGCUCUUGGGGGCCCCCUACUGGCCAUGGGGCCCUAAGCAGGCGCUUAGUUCGCUUAUUCCUUGGGCCGCUUCUGCGUAUACUGUAGUCUCCUGGCAUAUUAAGAAAAUGAUUCCACAAUCUAAUCAUCUCACAUUUACGUCUUUACGAACCAGGAAGCCGACCCAGAGCGGACAGAACCGGAACAAGUUUAUGAACAUCUAAGAAACAGCGAACAGCUCUGUUCUCUAUAGAUUCGUCCGUCUUAGAUUCCUUAAAUCCACAACAUCGAUCUUCGUGUGUUUCAGGCUGUUUCUGACUCUCCGUGUGUUUGUAACUCAGGCGAAGGAGAAGUACGAGAAGGCUCUGGACGAGCUGAGUAAGUGUACUCCAGGGUACAUGGAGAACAUGGAGCAGGUGUUCGACCAGUGCCAGCAGUUUGAGGAGAAGAGGCUGAGCUUCCUGCGGGAGGUGCUGCUGGAUGUCAAACGCCACCUCAACCUGACCGAAGACCAAAGGUUCGAGACUUGACUUUAGAGGAAGUAUCCGUUUGAAAUGACCCCGACACUAACCCUCUGCUGUUCCUUCACAGUUACGCUACAGUCUACAGAGAACUCGAACGCACCAUCACAUCAGCCAGUGCGCAGGAAGAUCUGAAGUGGUUCAGCAACACUCACGGUCCCGGCAUGCACAUGAACUGGCCUCAGUUUGAGGUACGAGAUCCAAGAUCAGAGAUCACGUCCGUCCAUUAAAGGAAAACUUUCACCUUUUGGGAAAUAUUGACACUCUAGUGAAGAUGAAAUCAGAAAUAUGAUCAUAGACGUGUUUAUUUUUGUCCUGAAAACCAGAGUAUUGGCAGGACCAGUUUGACUCAGGUCUCAGAGACUCAGUGUUUCUCUGUAUUUCCUGUUUUGCAGGAAUACAACCCGGACCUUUCCCAUAAGAUCUCCAACAAAGAGAAGUCAAAGAAAAACAGCGAGGGAGUCACGCUGACCCACGUUACGACGGCGGUAGAGCACGCUCAGGCUGAAGACCGAGGAAGGUGAGGUUAACCCGUCUGUUCGGUGGUACUGAUCGCUUUGAAAACAUCCGUAAUUAUGAUGGUUAACGGGAAUUAAAACAUUGUAAUAAAACGACAAAACAUCUGGGUGUUUAGUGUCAGCAGCUACGAGAAGAACCAGGCGUACACGGGCUCCACGGAGUGGUCGGACGAGGACCAGACGGCCCUGAACUCAGGCAACGACACCAACGGAGGGACGAACCCGUUUGACGAAGAGGAGGGUAAAGGUGUGAGGGUGAGGGCGCUGUACGACUACCAAGGCCAGGAGCAGGACGAGCUCAGCUUCAAAGUAGGUGAGUGAGAAAUGAUCCGCCGACUCCACGCAGAACCCGGUUUACAACAGUACUCAGAACCUCCACAAACGGACCUCUAAUGUCUGACUUCCUUCACUCAGGGGACGAACUGACGAAGCUGGAGGACGAGGACGAACAGGGCUGGUGUAAAGGUCGCCUCGACAGCGGCCAGCUGGGUCUGUACCCGGCCAAUUACGUGGAGCCGAUUUAACUCGACCAGCUGAGGGCGCUCUCAUCGUCGGAGGGAAAAACCCGAACUGAACCGUCCAGUCACAUAAACCGCACAUUGCCAGAGACUGAAAAGCAAAGCUUCCUCUUCCUGUCGGGGCACGGCGAGCGCUCUCCAUCUCAGCACUCAUCCCAGAGACACGAGACCCAAAACCCGAGAUCUGUUCAGGAUCACGUCAUCUCCAAACACCGGAACGAAAUCUCUGUUGGUGUGUAGCUGUGUUUGAUUUCAGACGUGUGCCAUUCAGUCUGUCCUCGUCUCUAUAUCCACGUGGUUUCCUCUGUUGUGCCUGGAUAGCCUGACCCAGCUAUGCAUUGUGCAUUUCAUGUAUAUAUUUUCAUCUUUUUUACCGUCUGGAUGCCUGUACAGUCGUUUUCUCAUGGAACAGUGUUUUCUUUGUGAAAUAUUUACAUGUUUAGCAUCACAGGGAUAGUCUGACUUUGGGGUAAAUGUGCUUUUCUUUAAGAAUAAUAAGAGUUUUAUAAAGAGUGAGACGGGAGGAUGUGAAGAGUAUAAAACUACAGCCAGGACCGGGUUAGCUCAGCUGGCAAAGAAAUAAAAGAGACGAAAUGAUAGAGCUGAAGAAACGGACCAGAAGAUGUCAGUAUUUCAGUAUAGAUAGGACGCUAAAGAAGGUUAGUUUGUCCUCAACAACAACAUCAUGUCUUUUUUAUGCUAAGCUAAGCUAAUCCACAGCUGGCUGUAGUUUUAACCUCAUCACAAAACUAAAGAGAAGUAUUGAUCGCUCAUCUCGCUCUUUAAAGACGACAUAUUUUCUGUCCUGUUGAACUUUAUCUUCAUCACUCUCCGUUGUUUUCCUCCUGAACUUCUCAGAACGUCACAAAACGACCCAGUUUCACAGCAGCGACUUAAAGCUCCUGUCAGGAGUUUUUUCACUUUUAUGAAACAGGCGGAAAAUAACACCGAUGUUGUUUUUUAUGACGUACAAAAACAGAAAAGAUCAUCAGAAACAAAACGGACAGUUUUUAUCCUCCGAGUUUCACCACCAGCCUUCGGUCCACAUACCUGUGCUGAUCCUGACCUCUGGGCUUGUUUACAUCCAGGUACUUGAGGAUUAAAGCUUCAUGGGGGUGGAGCUAACCAGUAAUUCUGGUGUAGACAAGUUACCCCCGAUCUCCACCUUCAUCCUGAUCGUCUCCUAAAAGGUCGUAUCCUCCGAUCGUAGCUGAUCGUAACCAUUCAAGUUAACGUGUCAAUUUACACCGACUUCUUUCCGUUCCUCUGCCGAUCGCCGGACUCCUCAGCUGAUCACAAGAGUUCUAUUUUUUCCGGACGCCGGAGCAUGGCGGAUAAAUUCAGCACAGAUUAACCCGUGCUGGAAAGGAAGUCGGGCACAGACACAAAAUAAAACAUCCGGCUUCUUUUCAAAAUAAAACACAACCUUUCAUUUGUUCGGACGGAGACGAACAAGUGAAAGGUUUUUAGACGUCAUUUCACCCCGAUGACACCAUGGAUGAGGAGAUGCUGAUUCUAGAAGUCUAGAAGUAGAUUUCCUCCUCUGGAAGGACACAAUCUACUGCUUAUAUGUCUAUGUGUCUGUCUGUAUAGGGACAACUCGUUAUCGCGUGAUUGAACGUGAAUCUGCAGGUUCUUGUGAGUUCUCGUGAUUCCCGCUGUCCCUAAUCCACCACGAAAUUUGCCUCACAAAUUGAUCCAGUGGGAAUCGGCGGACGGUGAAAAUCGUUACCCAGAUGCGGUGAAAAUUGGGGGUUGUGCACGUCUUUACAUGGCAUCAAUUUCCAACUACAGUUACUAGACUGCAGAUGUAUUCUGUACAUUAUUCAGCACAAAGAGGGACAAAGUCUAAUGGGUUUGUUGGUCGGGGUAAACAAAGAGGUCUUACAAACCGGACUUUGAGCGGGAAGCCGAAGUUUGUCAUGUCCAUUUAAGGUCAUAAAUCAAAGUUCAUCCAUUAUUUUACCUCCAUUAUCUACAUGUGUUUUCUGAUUCCUGUACCUGAAGAAGAAACAAGAGAAACCUCUGACAGAGACAGGAUUGACGUUUAGUCUCAAACAGCAGAGACUCUUGAAGGACGGCUCCUGCCAUCAGGUUUAUUUCACCACCGUUUACUACCGCAGUCCUGCAGAGUGACUCACAGCAGGGAGGACGUAGAGCCGCUCUGGUUUCCCUUUGAAUCAUCUCAUAUACAUAAAAGUGUAGAUUAUAAUUCUGCUGCUAUUUUAGACUCGGCUGCUCUGAGACUGGGUUGUCCUGCAUUAGCAUUUAAAACGAGAUCUUAGCUGAGCUCCUCUUUGAAAUGGAAAUCUGUACUCUCCCAAAAUAAGGAUUGUUUACAUCAGCCUCCGCUGUCCGACCUCUCACCUGUCAGUGCGUUUCUGUCUUUAUGUGCUAACUGAGCGUGUGCAGAAGCCACGAACAAAACCCGCCUUUGUGUGGAGACGAGCCUCAUUUCACUACUCCUGUAUAAUUUGAUUAUUUCUCCACAUUUCUGCAGUUAAUGAAGCUCCUGGUUUACUCGGUGUGAAUGUCAGUGACUCAGCGUUUUCUUCUCUCCGUGAUUAUGUGCAUGCUAAUGCUCCACACACUGUUCACCGCUCCGAUCUGAACUGAUCCAGUGCAUGGCCUAAAUUUAUCCCACCAAACUAUCAACUCUUUCUUUAUCGAAUCAAAUAUCUUAUUGUAUUUAUUAUAAUUGGUAACAUAGACACUCAUGAUUGCAGGGCUGCCAAGUUUCAGGAAAUGACCAGAGUGAAGCUUUAACGUUUUGAUGUGUUCGACUUUUUUAACGUCGAUUUAUAUCCUCAGACUGACGUCCUCACCUCCACGUCAGCUGCUCUCCCUAAUGAUCGUCUUAAUUAUCCAGAAAUUAGAAAUAAAAAUUGUAACAAGAAUUAAAAAAUAUAUAUUUAUUUGUCAAUACUGCAUUAUGUCGAGUUGGUUUUAAAUGUCGGUGCUGUUGUAAAGACAUUUUUAAAAAAAAACGUUUCAGUUACCAAGUCAGAAAAAAGCAAAAUCAGAGGCGGAAACAAGAUCUAUGAAAGUUAUUUUAGAGCUUACCUUGUCCGAAUAUAAGGCAUGCACUAAAGUAACUUUUGUAGACGUAGGGCGAUUUUGUUUUUUUCUGAAUUAGGCUACAUUCUCACUGCAGGUCAAUUCUGAUGUUUUAACCAUCUGUGACUCAUAUCUGAUGUUUUCAUCUAAGUGUGAACAGGUCAGUUCUGAUUGGUUCUGAUCCGACCCAGGCCUCUUCUGUAUGUGGAUAUAAAUCAGAUAUGUAUCUGAUGUGACUGCAGUGUGGACGCUCAGGUCGCGUUCAUCCGACCUUUACGUCAUCAAUAUGCGACAAACGUCACCAUUGUUCGACGACACAAACAGGUGCUUUGUGAGCAUGCGGGUCACUUCACGGACACAUUCUGUUCGCAUUAGAUGAUUGUUGUUGUAAUGUGAACGACCGCAGAGAAAGAUCGGAUUUAACAAAAAAAUCCGAAUCGUGCAUCAGAACCUGCAGAGUGAACGUAGCCUUAGUAACUGAAACGCUGGGAACUCUGGUGUGACGUCAUUUUCAGCGCCAACAUCUGACUUCUGACGUAACUCGAACGCAGCAUCGGCACAAAGGACUUAUGGAUCGGUCUGGGAUUGGUUAUCUCGGUCAGUCAAUCAGAGUUACUCGAACUACGGCGAGCCGAGUUUAUUAUCAUGAACAAAAUAAAUACAGAGUAUUGACCGGGAAAAAUAAGCGUGAGAAAUGUCAAGUGUGGCGUGUGAGAGUGGGUCAAAUUGCGUGACUGUCACACUCAAAGCGUGAGACUUGGCAGCUCUGUGAUUGGUCUGUUUUACCGUGAACCACGCUGCGUUGAGUAUCGGCUAAAGUUCAGUGUUUGAGUUUUAAUCCUAAAAGUUGAAAUCAGAUGAAGUUUGUCAGUCGGGUUUCUGUUAAAUGAGAUUGGUUCAUUCCUCCUGCUGACCACAGGUGUUGGUGAAAACUACACCCUUUUGUUGUGGAGGAUGGGUGGUGUUCUCUUACUGACGCAGACAGAGAAAGCUGCACAAGAAGAAGAAGAAGAAAGAGGAUCUGUCGCUGAAAUAUUGAUGAGACUGUUGCCUUUUUCUGCUGCAGGAACAGAAGCUCGUUUUUUAAAACCCACCGAGGAGCUGUCGCCUGUGCCGUGUUUACGCUUCUGUAUGCUUUUUCAAAAACUGCCGCUCCUUGUAUAAACACUGGAAUUUCACAGAAGGGUGAAAUGAAUAUUGCCUUAUCAAAUCUAUCACCCCGACACCCUGAAGACUCUGAGGGUUCAGCUGCAGAGAGAGCACAGAUGAAUCCACCGCCGGCUUAUCCAGCUCGGUUUACGCUGACACGAAACACUGGCUCCCUUUGUUCCAGUGAAGGCCGUACGAAUUAAAGUGGAGUGUCUUUGAGCUGAACCACGGCUGUUCAGAGAGUGUAAAGGUACAACCACUGUGAAAACGCCUGUCAUAACACUGAAGGAUCAUGGGAAAACUCAUCUCAAGAGAAACUGCUAAAGUGCUUCUCCCGUUUCUGAAAAGUUGGAUCUGCAAUGUUGGGGGAAAACUUUGUGGAAGACUGGAGGGCUUCUCUCUUUUCUUUUUAGCAUAGUGCUGUACUUUCAAAACUGUAGUGCCUGUUCAUCUGCAUAAGCGAAAAUAAAAGAUGUCAUCAGAAAACACACACGUGAGACUCUGUGAGACUCUGCCUACUUCUACAAAAUCUAUCUAUAAUAAUGAUAAUAAUAACUUUAUUUGUAUAGCACAAAAUCAGAAGUUUACAAAGUGCUUUGACGUGUAGUCGUAGAGUACAUGGAAAAAUGCUCAGUAAAAACGGAAUUGAGGGUCAUUUUCAUUUUUCAUAAGGAACCCAGACAAAACAAGAACAAUGCAACAUAAAAUGAGACCAAGAGGACCAAAAUAAAAACAUCAAAUAGUGAAGAAAAAAGGAAAAUGCAGAGGGACAAAGUGGAAACAGGAUAGUAAAUAUAAAAGGCAAUAUCAACAAUGAUAUUGAAAUAAUAACUGGUAAUCCUGAUAAUAAAAGUAAUGAUAAAAUAGCAAUAGAAAUGAGCAAGAGAUAAAACAAUAAAAGGCCUAAAAGGUUAAUUAAGAAAAAAGUACAAGUAUGACAAAAGCUAAAAAAGACAGUAAAUAAGAAAUAAGAUAAAAGAGGUAAAAGAGAUGACUGAUAAAAGAUAAAUCUAUAUCUAUACAAAUAUCCAUAAAUAAAUUAGCUUAAUAUUGAUUUUCCACUUUUUUAUCAGUUUUCUCAGAAGCUUAAUAAAGGUUAAGUUGACAGUUUUUAUCUUCAAACUCAUUCUCUUGAGCGGCCACUAGAGGUCAGUAGUGACCAGAUUCAGCGGCUCGUCUGUCAGCCUUGAAGAUGAGCUGUCCUAUUAAUUAUCAGUUAACAAAAACCACAAUCAUUCAGUGUCAACCACUUCACAGCUCACACCUGCUGCCAGUUAAUGAACCUGCUGCUGCUGCCAAUAAAAAUCCCACAAUGGGAAAGAAUUCAGAGCCACAAAUACGACUGAACAAACACGGCUGACUUCAGGUCUGAUGGUUUUUAUUAAAGGAACCUGAAGGUGGAAAACUCUCAGACCUUUUCCAGUUUAUUCAGAUUGUUCCGUUUUUGUCAUACCUGAAUUUUUUUGAUCCAGUAGAGACCUCAAACGAUGACUUCUAAUGGAGGGUGAUGUUAAAGAGAACCAAUAUUUUAUCAGUUACAAAACUGCUAUUUGUUUGAUUGAUUGAUAGACUUGGUGGUUGGCUGAUGCAAAUAUUUCUUUAUCAAAUAGACUAUUUGCCUAACACAGAUAGAUAUCUAUGAGGCAAGAGCUUUCAUAAACACCACAUGAAGUAUGUUUUAUAUCUUGACUGUGUUAAUUUACCUUUUAAAGCACAUCUUUCAGUGACAACUUAGACGAGUUUAUUUAAACCGUUUAUUUCUACAACAGAGCAGUUUCAAAUAUUUCACACAAGAUAUUAGAAAAAAAUCCCCAAAGUUAUAAAAGCAAAAACAGAAAGUUAGAAUAUGGUUUAGUCAGAGACUUUCAAAAUAAAAGCAUAAAAGUUUCAUUGCAGUUAUAAAAUAAAGAUAGAAAUUGACUUAUUAAAAAUAAAAUAAACAAACAAAAAAUAUAUAAAUAAAAUACAAAAUAAUACAUAAAAUACAAUUAAAAAUAGAAUAUAAAUAAAAAUUAUAUAAAUAGAUAAAUAAAAUACAAAUAAAGAAUAAAAAUAAGUAAAAUAGAUAAAAAUAAAUUAAAAAUAAAGUAAGUAAAUAAAAAUAUAUAAAUAAGAUUUCCAAGCAGACUGAAGGGACUUUUUUCCAGAAGAAUUCUUUAUUAAGUCGCUGUAAAAACAGUAUUUGAGUGUUCAUGGUUCUUCGUGCUCCUUCAGCGACGCCACCAUGUGCAGUUCAGAUGUUUGUGUCCAGUCUGUGGACACCUCAGUGAUCGGACUGUUGGAGCUGAGAUCAAACUGCCUACACAGAUAUCCCAUCGAGGCUGAAAUAUUAACAAAUAAUAUUUCUAUAGAUAUGAAAUACUGUAAUCCAGCUCUAUAAAGGCUAACAGUAACAAAUAACCGCCAAUAAAAACUCUACUGAGCAAAAACCCCUUCCUAACAUCAACCAACAAUAAAUAUAAACAUGAAAUUCACAAAAAAGUUCAAAGAUUGAUUUACGAAUAUAGAUAAUACAAACAGAAACAGCAACACACAAUUCCAGCUGGUUAGCAGCCGCCUACAGGCUGUAAAUAAACUCAGUUUGACACAAAAUACAAAACUAAUCCACCUGUCUGUCUGCUGAGGUGAUCCUCCUCGUUAUAUUCUCACAGUAUUUCUCACUAAACAGCCUCUCAUCGUCACAAUAAUCAGUCAGUAAUGAUUAAAACAGUCAUGAACAAACAGCUUUGAGACACCUGAACAAAAACAGAGUCAUCACUCACAUGUUUAUAGAUUUUACUUUUAUUAUGAUGGUUAAACACUUGGAGCUGUUGUCUAAAUUGUUAAAAUGGAUGUUCUAAAUGUUGGUUUACUCGAGGUCAUAAAUUAAAACCGCCGUCAGCUGUGGUGAAAGGGAUGGUGAGGCCCAUUAAUUAUCUCUGCCGACAGCUGUGGAGGUGAAAAAGUACAUUUAUUUGAGCUCCUAUAAAUCCCCGAUGGGUUACACCUCUGCCAGUGUGUUUUAGCAUCGCCAUGGCGCAGAUCAUACAGAUAUCACACAGUGGAGUCCUUUCAACAGGAGUCUGACAGGUUAACUCCACUUAAUCCUCCUGAAUCCUGUAAGAAAACCCACUCAGUAUAUUCAGGGAUGAGUUUAACUUCCACUUUGUGCUCUGAAAAGCACGAUUACCUGCGUGAUCUAACUGCUCAGUAUCGCUCAGGGCCACCUUUUCUUGGCAGAUCUCCCACGCCGUAAAAACUACAACCAUGACACAUUUUUAAACCUGUUGAACUGAUGAAGAUCUGGAUCAAAUAAGAGCACUUCAUAAAACUUAAUAACUUAAUGACUUUAAAGCUUUCCAACAACUGUUAGGAUGGGUGGAGCCGCCAGGAUUUAGAGGGACAUGUAACCGAAUUUACAAAGUCUGAAUCAGCAAAAGACACAAAACAGAUGGAGGGAUUAAAGCAGGAUAAAGACUUUGUUGAGCCCCAUGUGAGGCUUUUAAAUCCUUAAAAAUAUAGAAAUAAAACUAUUAGAGGAGGUGAAGAGAAAGUGAGAUCUGUUUCUUCUGAUGGAUUUGCAGUUCGGUUCGGAUGCCGAGUUAAGUUUUAGGGCCAGCUGCAUUUUCUCAGCCCCAGCCUCCUCAGUUUCAGAGAACUUCUUAUACUGAGCUUCUACAGAACGAUUUUCACAGUCCCAGACUAAAAACUGACAAUCUUCAGUAAAUCUUGGAGUUUCACUGGAGUCACAGCAGAGUCACAGAGCGCUCUCAUCAUCUCGAUCGUUCAGUUUAAGGUGGUAAUCUGCUCUGGUUUAUAUCAGUCUUUUCCUACUCUUUCGUUUGCGAUAAUACCAAACAUGUUUGUCACAGUGACGUAACACAACCAACAACCAACAGAUGAGCUCUAAAAAAGCGGAAAAGGAAACCUGAGAGUCAAAACAAGAAAAACAAGAAUGUUUGAGGAAACACUGGUGAUAAAAAAGGAGCAGACAGUGGAGCUGUGGGCAGAUCAGACUUGUCUAUUCAACUUCAUCUGCAGGGUUUCCCCGACAUGUAACGGCGCACCACCACAGUUAGGCCCAGACUGGCAAUAGGGAGAGGCGGGACUUUUCCCGGUGGCCUGCCUCCUUAUUGGCCUGGCCACACUGGCCGCAAUGGCAGGCCAAUUAAAAAAAAGCUGGUCUGCUGUUUCCAGGCAGACAGGCCAGAGACAGCAGCUCUGCAAAGCAAAGCCCGCGCUCUGAGCGCUGGGGUCAGAGGGGUUCGGAUUCGUCAAAAUGUCGUGAUUGGUCAGUUGCUUUAUGGCCCGCCCCUUCACAGCGUAAACAGGAAAACAAACACAGAGCGCCGAGCCGGGAUGAUGCGAGAGCGAGGCGAGAGUCGGGCCCAAAAAACUCCACAGGUGUCAGGUGGGCUGCAGGAAGCCCUGAAACGUUUGAGACCCUCUUCAGGUAAGAUAGACUGUUGACCCACAGUUUUCAGUUUUACAGUGAAUAUUAGUGUUAGCAGAUACUUUCAGCUACGACCAGCAGACAUCUAAAUGUUCUGCAGACAAAAUAAAACCAACAUUUAGUUUAUUUCCAUAUAUUAUAGAAAUAAAAAGACAAAAGGAAACGUUGGUGAAAUCCCAGUCUGAGACUAAAAACUCUGAACGCUCGUCUUCAGGUGUGAACUGAGAGUUUUUCCAACCAUCUCAAAGUCCUCUGGUGGACAGCUGGCCUUAAAUGUUGACCCUCAGCUCUUCCACUUUCCACACUAGAGAUUCUUGUGUGUUUUCGAAUAUUCGUCAGUCUUCGUGGUUUCUUUCGUUAAGUGAAAUGUUUUAAAGACAACCUAAAAAAAUGAAGUCAUCUGGUCAGAAGCAACAGAUCUGGACCUGGAAACUGCACUUUAAAAAAAUGACUGUGGUGAGUUUGGAUGAGUCAGCAUUACUAACAUCGUUCAGCACAGAUACAUCCAUGUGUUUGACACUCUAUACACAGCAGUAGUCUAAGCUAAACUCUGUCGUCUCUGUGCAAAUAUUGUCACAACGCUAACUCAAUGCAGCAGAUUUGUUUGACUCUUGUUUCAGCAUUUUAUCUCAUCUUUAGUUCACAUGUUUAACGUUCGACACCGAGUGGAAAUGAGAGAAAACACAAACUCUGCAGAAAAGAGGAUCAUUGUGUUUUAUGAGAGAGACUGUGAGACACAUGGGGUUAAAUACAAGAGGUAACGAGGGUGACGGGAAACAGGUGGGGAGACAGGAGACAGGUGUGACAAGACGGGGGCGGGGCAGAGCGGACAGGAACAAGGGUUAGAGAUUUCAAAAUAAAACAGGAAAUGAAAGAUAUGAAACCAAACAUGAAUAAACUGAAAAACAAAGAAGAUGAAUUAUCGUUCUGUUUGAGAGUUUCAGUGAAAGUGGAGUCAGUCUGGAUUUAUUCAUAUGGUUAUUUAUUUGAAACAAGACUUCAUGUUUCAAAAGUCAAACGUCGACAAUAUAAAAGUCAGUGUACAGCAGAAUAAACCAGAGCUGGCAGGAUAAAUGUGGAGAACUCGUCUCUUUAGCAGUAAAACAGCAAACAGGAAAUGCAUCAUGUUUUUUUUUUUUUCAGUUCCUCCUC